Panthera uncia (snow leopard) is the source of this 2575-nucleotide messenger RNA. RefSeq names its product zinc finger protein 408 (gene ZNF408). Gene Ontology annotation, cellular component: nucleus. Lineage: Eukaryota; Metazoa; Chordata; Mammalia; Carnivora; Felidae. The transcript is spliced from 5 exons. The record is from RefSeq and is a predicted model, not a curated record. Bases 398 to 2575 code for a protein of 725 amino acids.
CCGCCACACCUCCAACCCACUUCCGGCUCGCUGCCAGGUCCAAACAUGGCUUUCCAGGAUCCCCUCCCACUUUCCUGCACGUGCUGGCUUAAAUGCCCGCCUGGGAGAGGGACAGCAUAAGUGUCCGACCCGUCCCUCCCAAAAGGAGGCGAUUGGAACAAUUAGUUCCGCUUUCCCUGGAGCUCGAAUCCCUAGUGGUCCGCUGGAAUCCUGUGGUUCUUAUUGUUAUCAGACGGAGUUUUGCCUCGCCGGUAUUCCCCAACUCCCGGUUCUGUGCACCAAUGAGUCAGACUCUUCGGAUUCUCUCCCGACAGGAAAUUUGGAAGCCAAUGGUUGUUUCCGGGAGGAGCGGAGAAGAAGACGCUCACUUCCGGCGGAAGGAGGCUUUUCUGGAGGGAUGGAGGAGGCAGAGGAGCUGCUCUCUGGGGGCGAGAGACUGCAGUGCGCCCCCGACCCGCGCCUGGGCCCGGAAUUAGGAUGGAUCCCUUCUGGACAAGGCUUUGCUCGAGGCCUCAAAGAUUUCCCGCCCGGGCCGACCCGGGCCUUCCUCGCUCUAAAGAGCCUUCCCCGGGGCUUGGCCCUUGGCCCUUCACUCGCCGAGGAACCGUGUUUGGGGGUCUGGUGUGUCGGGGAGCCCCUGCAGCCGGGACUGCUCUGGGGGCCUCUGGAAGAGGAGUCUGUCACCGAGCAGAAGGAGGAAGGAGUGAAACUACGGCUGGAGGAGGACGUGUCACUAGGCCCAUGGGGAGACGUGUGUGCUUGUGAGCAGAGUUCAGGCUGGAUCAGUCUGGUGCAGCAGGGCAGGCUGGAAGGUGAGGGAAACGUAGCCCUGGUGCGGAUCAACGAGAAGCUCCAUCUGCAGGUGUACCGCGUUGUGCUGCCAGGCUUUGAGUUGCUGCUGUGGCCCCAGCCUCGGUCUGAUGGCCUGAGCCCCACCCAGCCCAGGCUAGAAGAAGAGGCAGCCAUGGCUGUGGUGACAGAAGUGGACUCCGCUUCACAGCAGGAAGUGGACUCCCCUGGGGAGGAUGCAGCAGAACCUUGGACAGAUCCCAGUCACCAGUCACCCCCCAGCAUCCAGGCAGAGAAUAUGGUAAGCCCCGGACCUAAGCCUCAAACCCAGGAUCAACUUCCCGAGGAGAGCCAACCACUUGGCCUGCUCCCUCGGGGUGGCAGCAUGGAUGAGGAGGAUCCACCCCAGACACAGAUGUCACCUGAACCUCAGAGCAGCUCCACUACCCAGCAGGGCCCAGAGAGUAGUGAGGCCAGUUCCUCGUCUUCUGCCAGGGCCACCCACCUGCAUGCUUACCUGGUCAAGAAGUUAUGUGGCCCCAGUGAGCAGUGCCCACCCAGAGCAAAGACCUCGGAGUUCAGGGCCCAGCAGGCUGGGGAGCAGCAACAGGCCGGCCUCCCUGCAUGCUUGCGGAGCCCUCCUGGCCCAGGAGGAAGCCCCCCAAAACAGAGACGACGGUACCGGUGUGGGGAGUGUGGCAAAGCCUUCCUGCAGCUGUGCCACCUGAAGAAGCAUGCGUUCGUGCACACAGGCCACAAACCCUUCCUUUGCACUGAGUGUGGCAAGAGCUAUAGCUCAGAGGAGAGCUUCAAAGCCCAUAUGCUGGGCCACCGCGGAGUGCGACCCUUUCCUUGUCCACAAUGCGACAAGGCCUACGGCACCCGGCGAGACCUCAAAGAGCACCAGGUGGUACAUUCAGGUGCCAGGCCCUUUGCCUGUGACCAGUGCGGCAAGGCCUUUGCCCGCCGGCCCUCCCUGCGACUGCAUCGCAAGACCCACCAGGUGCCGGCUGCCCCUGCCCCGUGCCCGUGCCCUGUGUGUGGGCGCCCCCUGGCCAACCAGGGCUCUCUGCGCAACCACAUGCGACUCCACACAGGAGAAAAGCCCUUCCUGUGCCCGCACUGUGGCAGGGCGUUCCGCCAGCGGGGCACCUUGCGUGGUCACUUGCGGCUGCACACGGGGGAGCGUCCUUACCGCUGCCCGCACUGUGCCGAUGCCUUUCCGCAGCUGCCUGAGCUGCGGCGCCAUCUUAUCUCUCACACCGGGGAGGCCUACUUGUGCCCUGUGUGUGGGAAGGCCCUCCGAGACCCACAUACACUGCGUGCUCAUGAGCGUCUGCACUCAGGGGAGAGGCCCUUCCCGUGCCCCCAGUGUGGCCGUGCUUACACACUGGCCACCAAGCUGAGGCGCCACCUCAAGUCCCACCUGGCCGACAAGCCCUAUCGCUGUCCCACCUGUGGCAUGGGCUACACCCUCCCCCAGAGCCUCAAGCGGCACCAGCUCAGUCACCAGCCUGGGGCACCCUCCAGCCCACCCAGUGUGCCACCUGCUGCUUCCGAGCCCACCGUGGUACUGGUGCAGACUGAGCCAGAACUGCUAGAUACAUGCAGCGAACAGGACGUCUCCCCAGCCCAGGACGUCUUCGAGGUCACCAUUUCUGGGAGCCAGGAGAAGUGCUUUGUGGUGCCUGAGGAGCCAGGCCCCGCCUCCAGCCUGGUGCUCAUUCAUAAGGACAUGGGCUUUAGUGCCUGGGCAGAAGUGGUGGAGGUGGAGACGGGCACCUGA